AUAUGUUAUGUCCAAUUACCAGUUACCAAACACGGAACUGCGCCGUUCUUUAUUUUAGUUUGUGGGUCAUGGAGACAGUACGCUAGUGAGGUUUGUACAGGAAAAUACUUUGAAUAUAAGCGAAAACAGUCGACCUAUCGAGUGCUUCAAAACAGUUUACAACAGAAUGAUCGACGACUUCGAGAAACAGGAGGUUCGCACCAGUGGGGAACUCUGGUCCCAAAUUUGUGGUCCUGAGACGGACACGUCCUCAGACCACAACACUGACUUUCAAGACUCCUUCCGGCCAGCAGCACACGUCCAUGGCCAGUGGAAUGGGACCAGCAACACCAGUUGGAGCAGUACUAAAUGGGAACCCAUGGAGGAUUCUGAGACCUACAUUGCCAGUUUAGAGAAUCGACUGAAGAAGCUGAAGGGCCAGUCGAGUGACGUCACCUCCAGGGACAUGUUGCGCUCUUUGUCUCAAGCCAAGAAGGAAUGCUGGGAUAGGUUCCUGCACGACGCAGAGACCUCGGAGCUAUUUCAAAGCGGCGACAUGGAUGAGAGCGCCCUGGAACACUUCAAGAGGUGGUUGGUCCCAGAGAAGGUGGCAGUCAGUGCAGAGGAGCUGGAGUUUCUGCUGAGGCCGUCUCAGACAAAGGAGCCCACCCAGGUAGAGCUGCAUCAGCAAGAGAAGGAAGAGGAGGAGGAAGAGUGCCACCAUGCUGAGGAAGAUGACCCUCAGAGCCCCGAGAAAUAAGACACUAACAAUAUUAGUUGUUAUUUUACGUCUUUGGUCUGUAAUUAUUUCACUUUUUUUUUUUUUUACAUCACAAGUUAUUUAGGACCACCAUGAACAUGUAGUAUAAUGUUGUAAAAAGUUUCAUUAUCGUGAUACAAUAAAAUGUGUUUGUUUAUACCUUCA
Molecule: messenger RNA, 904 nt
Organism: Entelurus aequoreus (snake pipefish)
Lineage: Eukaryota; Metazoa; Chordata; Actinopteri; Syngnathiformes; Syngnathidae
Gene: ccdc32
Product: coiled-coil domain containing 32
Exons: 4
Coding region: 167-739 (190 amino acids)
Biological process (GO): cilium organization
Source: RefSeq, a predicted model, not a curated record